AUGAAUAUUAACAGUGCCACAGUUGGUGAGGGAGACAGGCCAUCACGUGAAGCCACCAUAGCUGCCCAGUUAUCUCGGCCACAGGCACGUGCCAUACUUGACAUGGGAUAUGAUAAGAAGAUGGUCUCAUAUAUCAUCAAGAAACGUCUAGAACGCAAUGAGCCAGACUUUCCAAAUGCCACUGAGAUGCUCGAAGCAAUAUUUGAUGUAGAGGAGAAGAUAAACAGUGGAGAACUUAAUCUAGAUGAUCCUGAUCCAGAACCACAAGAUGGUGCUACAGGAGGCCCUGUAGAGGGAGCCACUGGGGGAGCUGCCACACCUGGCCCAAGUAGAGUAACACCAGCCUCUAAGGGAGCAAAAGAAGGCAAGGGUCCAUCUGGAAGACUUGAAAUCCCAAGUCAAGCCACUCUUGCCAGUGGGAAGGCUCCAGAACCUGUAACUGUUGACCGCACUGAACCAAUGGAUAUGGGAGAGGAAACACAUGGAGGAAAUACUGAGGGUGAUGAUAAAGAUAAGGAUGAUAAAGAUAAGGAUAAAGAUGAUGAUGAAGAAGAUGUUGAAUCACUAAAGGCAAAGGUACGAGAAAGCAAUGAAGAGAAGCUGUGUAAAAUCUGCCUUGAACGGGAGCGUAGAUUAGUGUUCCUGCCCUGUGGGCAUGCGUGUAGUUGUGCUAUAUGUGCCCCUGGAUUGAGAACAUGCCCAAUGUGUAGAGAGAUUAUAAGAGGGACUGUCAGAAUAUAUUUCUCAUAA
Messenger RNA from Owenia fusiformis, 750 nucleotides. The record is from the annotation of a GenBank genome assembly. NCBI's taxonomy places the organism in Eukaryota, Metazoa, Annelida, Polychaeta, Sabellida, Oweniidae.